ACAGUUGUUGAAUACAGCAAAAGGCGGAGAAUGAAAGGUUAAUUAGGAUACAAGUAAAGAGAAGGCAUUUAGUAAAAAAGAAGGUGGCAAAGCAAGAAAGCCGCGUUGUCAGCCUUUGGCGUGCUUAACUCAGCUUAUAUGUCGACUGUUUUAAUGCUUAUACCCCUUUUUCUCCCAAUAACCCAAUGAAGCUAAAUCUACUUUCUUCACCAAUCUUCAUAAAAGAGGAAAAAAAAAUACCCAAAGCAUCAAAGUUAAAGUUUUUGUUUCUUGGUUUGUGUAAUUGAAGGGAAAAGUUGUAGUAUUUGCCACUACACAUAAAACCCAGAUAAAAAAAACAUUUGCCAACAAGUUUUGGUUUUUUGUCUAAAACUGAUGGGUACUUGAAAGUUUGGUUUUUAUUGGAUUUCAGAUUUCAACGGUAAAAGCAAUAUAUAUAUACACAUGUAUGGAUGGAUGGACGGAUGGAUGGAUGGAUGGAUGGAUAUAGAUAUUUGAUUUGUACAUGCCAAGUUUGGAACUUGAAGCUUUAAAGGACCUUAAAAGGUCUUGGUGAUAUGAAUCUUUUAUAUGCUUUAAAAAAUUAGUGUGUGGGGGAGAAGAGGUGAAGUCAGAUUGGUGCUUGUGAUAGUCUCUGGUUUUGGGCAUUAUUUUAGUGUAAAGAGUCUGUUGUUUAUGUCCCCUAAGCUGACCGAGUUCGCCCGCACUCGGUGGGCUUUGCCAUCAACAUAGGAAACAACAACCUCUUCCAUGCCUCUCUUGCCAUUCAAGAGAACCUUUUCUUAAAUUGUUACUCAGAAAAAACCCCAUCGUAUUCAGACCCUCCCUGCCUCGAUUGCUGUUGAGAUUCCGUCAUAUGCUUUCGUAGCAUAUAUCCCUUCCUUUCCCUUAGUUCUUUAGUCUCAUUGAACCACAGAAAUCUGUUUGAAUUCAGAAAACUCGGUCCUCACAGUUGGGAGUAUCGGUUACCAGUUUUGGCAACUUUUCCUCGAGUUGGUGUUAUGUUCCAUUGGUAUUUGAUUUUCUUGUGAUCUGAUCAAGUAGCUGAGAGUAUAGUUUUUGAGGUUUGCAGAGGGGAAGGGGUUCUUUUUGUGUGUCAAUAUGAAGUUCAUGAAGCUUGGAUCGAAGCCAGAUACGUUUCAGAGUGAUGGGAACAAUGCGAGGUACGUGGCAAGUGAGCUGGCAACUGACAUCACUGUCACUGUAGGGGAUGUUAAGUUUUAUCUGCACAAGUUUCCUCUUCUGUCGAAAAGUGCAUACUUACAAAAGUUGGUUGCAAGUGGUAAUGAAGAAAACAAUGAUGAAAUUCAGAUUUCUGACAUUCCCGGAGGCCCAGUUGCCUUUGAGAUAUGUGCCAAAUUUUGUUACGGCAUGACUGUCACCCUCAAUGCUUUCAAUGUUGUCGCUGCUAGAUGUGCAGCUGAGUACUUAGGAAUGCAUGAGACCAUCGAAAAAGGAAACCUAAUUUACAAGAUCGAUGUCUUCCUCAACUCCAGCAUCUUCCAUAGCUGGAAGGAUUCGAUCAUUGUUCUUCAGACCACGAAAUCUAUGUUACCAUUAUCCGAGGAAUUGAAGGUGGUUGGUCUCUGCAUCGAUGCUAUAGCUACCAAGGCUUGCAUUGAUGUUUCCAAGGUUGAUUGGUCCUACACUUAUAACCGGAGGAAGGUCCCAGAGGAAAAUGGAAAUGAUCUGAACUGUAAUGGUUUCAGAAACCGACCUGUGCCAAAGGACUGGUGGGUUGAGGAUUUGUGUGAACUUGAAAUUGAUCUAUAUAAGCGUGUCAUAAUGAAUAUUAAAACCAAAGGAAUACUAUCUCAUGAAGUGAUUGGAGAAGCUUUGAAAGCUUAUUCUUACAGAAGGUUGCCUGGUUUCAGUAAGGGCGUGAUCCGUUCCGGGGAUGUCAUAAAGUAUAGAUCAACAGUUGAUGCUAUUGUCUGGCUGUUGCCUGCUGAGAAAGGAAGUGUAUCUUGUAGUUUCUUGCUGAAGUUAUUGAAAGCAGCCAUCAUUGUUGACUUGGGAGAAAUGGCCCAGGAGCAGCUCGUGAGGCGAAUAGGGCAGCAACUUGAGGAGGCUUCCGUAAAUGAUCUUUCAAUACGAGCUGCAGACGGGGAAGAUGUAGUGUAUGAUGUUGAUACGGUACAGAAAAUAGUGAAAGAGUUUCUGAUGCAAGAUCAGAAUGCUGAAUUCGAGUCGGAAGACAACGAGGUCCAGGAAAUACGAAGACCUGGAAUCCUAACCGAUGCUUCCAAGCUGAUGGUGGCAAAAUUGAUCGAUGCAUAUCUUGCUGAAAUUGCAAAGGAUCCCAACUUACCCUUGUCGAAGUUUGUAGACCUAGCUGAACUGGUGUCUUGCAUCUCUCGGCCUUCUCACGAUGGGCUUUACCGAGCCAUUGACAUGUACCUUAAGGAGCACCCAGGGAUCAGCAAGAGUGAGAGGAAAAGAAUAUGCAAAUUAAUGGAUUGCAAGAAACUAUCAGUUGAUGCAUGUAUGCACGCUGUGCAAAAUGAGAGACUCCCAUUGCGUGUCGUUGUGCAGGUUCUGUUUUUCGAGCAGGUAAGGGCUACUGCUUCAUCAGGAAGUAGCACUCCUGACUUGCCUAGAGGCCUGAAGGAUCUAAAUAUUGGAUCUCAUGGGAGCUCAAGGUCAGCAGCAACCCACCCGGAGGAAGAUUGGGAUGCAGUGGCCACAGCCGAGGAACUCAAGGCCCUGAAAGGCGAAAUAGCUGCCUUGAGGAUGAGCAACGGCAUUGGAGGGAGUGAGAGAAACGGCGGAGAUAGUAGGAACAGCGUCGACAAAGUUGCCAUUAGUAAAAUGAAAGGUUUAUUGAAAUCCAAGAGGAUAUUUUCAAAGAUAUGGUCAAGCAAAGGAGCCCAAGGUGAAAACAGCGGUUCGGAUUCAUCAGAAAGUCUCGGUUCGGCCAAUCCUGAAGAAGCCAAAUCAACACCAUCCAGAAAUAGAAGGCAUUCGGUUUCUUAAAGUAGAAAUGAAAGGAAAAAAACAUAGUAGCUGCCUUUUUUUUGGUGGGUUUUUUGGGGGGGCAUUUUACUAAAAUUGAAAACUAGUUUUAUGUUAAUUUUAGCAAAAAUGAAAGCAUAUAUUGUCAUGAACUAAAACUAUGAUGAAAAACAUUACAGUACUGUAAGGGGAAAGAAUGGUUACUGUAUAAUGAACUUUUGAGGGUCAUUCAUGCAA
This is a messenger RNA of Gossypium raimondii (Peruvian cotton), 3192 nucleotides long. RefSeq names its product BTB/POZ domain-containing protein NPY2. The transcript has 5 exons. Gene Ontology annotation, molecular function: protein binding. The record is from RefSeq and is a predicted model, not a curated record. NCBI's taxonomy places the organism in Eukaryota, Viridiplantae, Streptophyta, Magnoliopsida, Malvales, Malvaceae. The coding region runs from base 1102 to 2976 and encodes 624 amino acids.